UCGAGUCUUCUUCACCGCCCCAACCAACGGAUAAAACCUUAAACCCUUCUUUUCUACUCUAUUCUGAUAAUAGAGUUUUCAUUUUUGCGUCCAUGGCUUCUGCUUUAUCAGUGAAAUCGUCAAUGGCUCUACGGCUUUUCCCAUUUUUUUUUGGCAGCGGACGCGUUUUCAUAACUCAACCGAGACCGUUCGAUGUUCUGCUGCCACGUCAGUCUCCUCGCCCUUCUAUCCUGGCUUUCUCUCGCCGCCGGAGCAACACUCCUUCAACCACUUCUUCUGUGAAGAAAAAGAAAGUAAAGAAAGAGAAGAAAGAAUUAGUGGACGAGGAUGAUUUUGAUGGAGACCCUUUCGAAGCAUUGUUCAGUCAGCUGGAAGAAGACCUUAAAAAUGAUAAUUCAGACAUGGAAGAUGAUGAUGAUUAUGAUGAGAUAAAGGAAGAAGACGUUGAUAGGCUUGCAAGUGAGUUGGCGGAAGCACUUGGGGAUUUUGAUUUGGAAGCAUUUACUUCAACUCCAGAUGAUGCUGAAGAAGAAGAAGAAGAAGAAAGGCCUGUGAAGCUUAAGAAUUGGCAGCUUCGAAGAUUGGCUGCUGCUGUCAAAGUUGGUCGCCGAAAAACUAGUAUUAAGAGUCUUGCUACAGAGCUUUGUCUUGAUAGGCAUGUGGUUCUCGAAUUGCUCCGUGAACCUCCUCCGGAGCUUCUUAUGUUGAGUGCUACUUUACCUGAUGAACCUGUCAAGAGGGAACCGGUGCUUGAAACCAAACCUGUAGAAACUGUUGCUCUAGAGACCACAGUGGGUAGCGUGAAACAUGAGCCCAAGGAGCCUAAGGUGAAAGAGCCAGUCCAUGUGAUGCAACACAGAUGGUCUGCCCAAAAGAGACUUAAGAAAGUGCAAGUUGAAACCCUUGAAAAAGUUUAUAGAAGAUCAAAGCGGCCAACUAAUGCAAUGAUUAGCAGCAUCGUGCAAGUAACAAAUUUGCCCCGAAAAAAAGUUGUAAAAUGGUUUGAGGAUAAGCGCAAUGAGGAUGGAAUUCCAGAGCAUCACCAGCCAUACCAGAGCCUGAAGCAGCAGAGAUUCUGCUCUUAUUGCACAACCUCCAAUAGAGUUGAGAAAAACAUGGCAACUUUGCAAAGGUCUGCAGUUUCGUUCAGGAGGGAAGGGUCAUCAGGUUUGGUCUGGGAUGACUUGUACGUGCUGGGGGAAGACGGCACGGUGCAUUACAGGGAUCAGCUAAGGCCAUGCCAGAGCACCAGAGCGCGCAGCAGCUCAACCACAGUGCCCAACGCUUGCCCUCGUAGCAUGUCAACCCCAGCCAUGGAUCCAUCUUCUCUCGUUAAAGUAUUUGGCAAAUUGUCUCGUGAAGAUAAACCUUUUCCUGAAGUCCCAAAGUUACCAAAAUCCAAGUCAAAAAAGCACAAAGCUUAGUCUCAGGUUAACAGAUAUUCGGCAUUUGUCGUCAUUGGGUUCUCUGCUUCCCCCUACGCAUUUUCCUUAAUUCCCCAUUUAAUUUUCUUGACAAACCAUAUUUUAUGUAUUCAUUUAGUUGAAAAAUUCUUUAACAUACCUCAAUGGUAUGACAGUAACUUCUAAGUUACCUCAAAUAUUAUAUCAUUCUUGUAA
Theobroma umbraticum is the source of this 1619-nucleotide messenger RNA. RefSeq names its product overexpressor of cationic peroxidase 3 (gene OCP3). NCBI's taxonomy places the organism in Eukaryota, Viridiplantae, Streptophyta, Magnoliopsida, Malvales, Malvaceae. Gene Ontology annotation, molecular function: DNA-binding transcription factor activity, RNA polymerase II-specific; DNA binding. Gene Ontology annotation, cellular component: nucleus. The record is from RefSeq and is a predicted model, not a curated record. Gene Ontology annotation, biological process: regulation of transcription by RNA polymerase II.